This is a messenger RNA of Glycine soja, 1263 nucleotides long. Its product is annotated as late embryogenesis abundant protein D-34-like. The transcript is spliced from 4 exons. The record is from RefSeq and is a predicted model, not a curated record. The coding region runs from base 64 to 918 and encodes 284 amino acids. NCBI's taxonomy places the organism in Eukaryota, Viridiplantae, Streptophyta, Magnoliopsida, Fabales, Fabaceae.
UCAACUUUGCAUGCACAUCACCAAAAUAAAACUAAUAGACAAACAGUGUGUUGAAGAAUUAAGAUGAGUCAAGAACAGCCUCAGAAGGAGAAUCAUGAGGAGGAAGGAAUCAAAUAUGGAGAUGUGUUCAAUGUGAAGGGAGAGAUGAAAAGCAAGCCGGAGGCGCCGGUGGACGCGGGGAUGAUGCAAAAGGCGGAGACGGAAACCACUGGUAAGACCCAAAAGGCUGGUGCCGCGAUGCAAUCGGCGGCGGCGAAAGAUGAGAGAGGAGGGAUGGCGGGGCACAAAGAUAAGAAUAACGUUGCCGCUGAUGGUGGUGUUAGUGUGACUCAGACUGAGGCUCAUCUUUCGGGGAGCCAGGUGAUAUCGGAGUCCGUUGCAGGACAGGUUGUUAACAAACUAGAGGAAAAGAAAAGGAAAGUUAAUAAGUUGGUUGAGGUGGUGAAGCAAUUUAACCAAAAGGCUCCACUGAAUACGAUGACGCCACCUUCUAUUGUUCAAGAAAUGGGCGCUGGAGGUGCUGGAAGCGGGAUCACCAUAGGCGAAGCACUCGAGGCCACGGUUCUGACCGCCGGAAAGAAGCCCGUCGAGUGGAGCGACGCCGCGGCGAUUCAGGCCGCCGAAGUCAGAGCCACUGGACGCACCAACAUCGUCCCCGGCGGUGUUGCCGCCGCGGCUCAAUCUGCCGCCACACUCAAUGCUCGAGUUACAAAGGAUGAGGAGAAGAUCAAACUCGCAGAUAUUCUCGCGGAUGCGACUUCGAAGUUACCUUCAGACAGAGCAGCGACUCGGCGAGAUGCAGAAGGGGUGACGGGUGCAGAAAUGAGAAAUGAUCCAAACCUCACUACUCAUCCUGGGGGCGUCUCUGCAUCCGUCGCUGCUGCUGCUAGGCUUAACAAAACCAAUACCAACACCUAAUAAUAAUAAUAAUCAUAUUUAAACUCAUAUACCAUACCAUACCAUACCAUGUAUGUUAUCGCUUUAUUUCCCUUUUACUUUCUUUCAUCCAAUGAAUGAAAAAUGAGAGUGAACAAAUCUUAUGACCAAGUGUUAAUUAAGGUGCUCGGGGUAUCUUCAGGGGACCAUUUUCUAUCAAUAAUCUUAUAAACUCCAUUUUCCUUUUAAUUCUUUGAUCUAGCUAGUUUUCUCCAAAGCAGAUGGGUAGAGGUAGACAUUUAAUCCCCCCCUGCAUCUGCUUGGAAUCGCUACAACCAGGAGUAUGGUUGUAACUUCAUGAAAUGAAAUUCUAGUUUACAAAAUAAA